Messenger RNA from Lactuca saligna, 1896 nucleotides. The record is from the annotation of a GenBank genome assembly. NCBI's taxonomy places the organism in Eukaryota, Viridiplantae, Streptophyta, Magnoliopsida, Asterales, Asteraceae.
AUGAAUAAUUCUUAUCAUGAGUGUUAUCUUUCAAAACCAAAAGUGGAUUAUGCUCCAAGUUCAACAAAAUGUGAUAAUCUUCCGAAGAAGCAAGCUGACAAAAUCUCAAAAGCGAAAGGUAUAACUACUAAAAGAAAUAUUGAUCAUUGGUUGGAAGGAAAGGGAAAAAUGUAUCAAUCAAGUAAGUUUUCGAAAGAACAGAUACAUGAGGCAUAUGAAAUGUAUGUAACUCCUUCAACGAAUGGUAGUUCUUCAUCCAAAGAAUCCAACAUUUCAGUUAAAGUUUGGCAGCCGAUCACAAAAGAGAAAAGUGAAACAUCACAAACUCAAGAUGCGAAGGAUCAAGCAAUUGAAGCAGAGAAUAAUGCAUCGGAUAAUCAACAAUCAGAAAAUUCGAAGCAUGACCCAAAUGAACUAACUAGUGGUCCAGUGGAGGGGGAGCACUUGGAUUCGAACAGUUUUGUUGAGGGGGAGCAUUCUUGCAAAAGUGAUAAAAUGUCAACAAAUGUUAAUGAAGAGAGGGAGCAAAUUAUCGGAGAAGAUCACAUUAUCGGAGAAGAACCAAUUAUCGGAGAAGAGCACAUUAUCGGAGAAGAACCAAUUAUUGGAGAAGAGCCAAUUAUCGGAGAAGAGCCACUUUUCGAAGCAGAGCCAAUACACGAAGAGGAGCCAAUACUUGAGAAGGAUCCCAUUCUUGAAGAAGAACAUUUCGAUGAUGCUGAGGAUGCAUUUGUUACUGGGCUGUUACAUGAAGACGAAGAGAGGAAAAAGUCUAAGAAAUCGAAGAAGACUGCUGGUGGGUCUUUGGAAAAAGUGGCGAAGGUAGAAAAGAAGAAGAAAAUUCCGGUAGUCGAAGAGGUAUCUCCAAUUGUAACCUCAGUGGUUGAUACACCAAGAAUCGAAGCAUCUCCAUCGACAGAAAUGAUUCCUUCGAAGACAGGUGUUUCUCGACGAAUCAAAAUAAAACGAAAGUCUCAGAUGGUGAAGAAAACGCAAGUAUCCCAUCAAGGGGUCACAGUUCGGGAAAUUCCAGCUCCGGUGUCUCCAUUAUCUAAAAAACGAAGGGCUGAAGAUUUAGCAAAAUUUUUGAAGAAGAGUCAAAGACUUGAAGAAGUUGAGCAGGUUCCUGAGACACCAGAGAUUACACUUCAAGAAGAAGUGAAGAUCAGUUCACCUGUUGUUUCGAAGCCUCUUGAAAAAAAUUCACUACCCCAGGUUACAUCCACAACUGCUUCUCCUACAUUUCAACUUAUUAUGGAUCAACCAUUCACCACCAUAUUCUCAACUCAAUCAACUGAUCCACCCCAUCAAUCCUCACCUACUGAUGAAACCAUGGCUGCUGAUGCUGAAACCGAUAACGAAGGCUUUGGAGGAACAUUCGAAGCUCUUCAUUUUGAUCAAACUGAAGAAGAUUUUCCUGACCACAUGCUGAUGACUAUGAAGCAGUUUAAGAUUUUGAAUUCAAAAUUGAAUUCUAUCUUGCAAUCCCAAGCAGAUGUGGGCAGUGGUGGAAUUACAAUCAUGGAAGUUGAUUCUUUAAUGAAGGUGAUGGAAGGAAGGGUGAUCUCGAAGGCAUCAGGGUUGAUUAAGGAUUCGGAGAGUCGAGUCCUUGCGAAGGUUAAUCAGAAUGAUAUUUCUACAGAGAAUCGAUUCAAUUCUUUGAGAUCUGAUUUCGUGAAAGAUUCAAAGGAUCUAAAGCUUGUUACGAAGGAGCGUCAUGUACUAUUCGUACAAGAAGUUAAGAAGGUACGAGAAUAUGUUAAUUUGCAAAUCAAAGAACUUCGUGAAGAUAUGACGAAGGAGGUUCAGGCUGUUCAACAAGAUUACGCGUCAACAAAUCAGAAGAUUGACAUUAUUUGUGACGCUGUUGCAAAAUGUGUUAAAUUGUUUGAGUAG